AGUGAAAGUGCAUAAUGUUGCGGUAAUAGGUGUUGAAAGUAACUUCCUGCCUCUUAUUCAUAGCUAUUAUAAAAAAGUAAGCCAUAAGAGACACGACUAAAAUGGCUCACUGGAAUAAGCUUUGCUGUGUUUUGUUGGUGGCACUGACGGGGGGACCAGGUUUAGUGGCCUCACAGGAGAUUACCUGGUAUGGUCCAGUGCAUGCUGGUCAAAUUGUCACUUUCACCUGUUCCUCUUCUUGCUCUACAAAAUGCAUCUACACCUGGUCCUUCCUGGGCCGCACUGUCAAUGGGAGCACAUUAACCUGGACACCGGAUGGACGGGACAGUAUGGUAGAAUUACACUGCAACAUUCUUGAUCCAGGAACAGGAGUCUCCAACACUAUGUCCAUCAAUGUAGAAAUUCAUAAUAGAUUGUCUGUGCAAAUCAGCUCACCAAACACUGUCCCAUCUCUCAACAAGUCACUGGAUCUGGUCUGUUACUGUGAUACGGUAGUUUACGUCUUAGAUCCGCCACUCCUGGUCUAUCAGGUGGUCUGGUACAAAGAUGGACAGAAAGUGACCCUGCGAGAAAAUAUGCAGCUGCCGGACAAUGCAACACUUCAUUUUGACUCACUGCUGCCCUCUGAUGCUGGAUUCUACCAGUGUGAGGCUUACACGAUUAUGUCACGGCGGAGAAGACUUUUCAGCCUGGGCUAUCUUCUCAGCUUUGAACCAUGGAACGUCAGCAUCAGCGGACCUGACAUUGUGUUUCCUGGCAGACAGAGCAAAUUCACCUGCUUGGCGAGAUGUAGCUUGAAUGUGGACUGUGCUGUCAAAUGGCAGUUCAGGAGCGGCUUCCCCAUUGGAACUCACCUUUCAGUCUAUGAAAAUGAGCUCAGGUGGACCCCUUCCAUACCCGGUACUUUCCAAAACUUCACCUGCGUCGCAGAAAACGUAGCCACUAGACGCUCUGCUGAGGCCACCAAGAUGGUUGAAGUCAAAGAUGGAUCAGAGGCGGUGCAGUUCAGUGGACUUUUUGUAAUGAUCUUCAGCCUGGGUCAGCUGCUGCUUUUUGAUUCAUAGAGCUGUUCCUUUUUUUAAAUACUGUAUUUUAUAUUUUCUUUUAAGGAAAACUGUGGCAACUUCACAUAUUCUAACAUAAAUUCCUGUAAAUAUGUGUAAUUCACUGUAUGUUUUAUAAAGCCUUGGAAACGUCAAGUACUAAUUCAUUCCAAAUAUAUAUGGCACGAAUACUGUCUGAAAGUACAGUGAAAAUAUGUUAACAGUAUGGCACAAGUAUGGCAGCACAUUAGGAGAGUGACGAGAGAAAAGCCUGUUAGCGUAGGCUACAUCAUAUUUCAUCUGGUUGUACAAUAAAAUUAGUAUCGAAGUUACAAGUAAAACAAACCAGUAAUGUAAACAACAGUACACAAGUGAAGUUAAAUCAGGCACCAGUUGUCACCAUAUGCUGUUGAAAAAUGCUUGCUGAAAUUCUGUGUGGAAUUCUUCAAGUGGAAUCCAGUGUCCUUAACAAAAACGGCUUAAGGCGUUGUUUGACUUCACCUGACCUGGAUGUGUUACUGAUUCACUCACACUCUGAAAAGAGGGUUUUGUGAAGUCAGCCUCUGUCAAGAAAGUAAGUGACUCAUAAUACUGAUGUGUUUUUUUUCUCUCACCGUCCUGAACCUGAACAAAUAAGGCAGAUAAGAGAAUCACACAGAGCAAACAGAUGAGGGAGACAGAGGCAGCUUUAUGUGUGUGUUAUCCAACCUCUCCUUUUGCUUUGUUUUGUUUUUCUGUAUGUUAUCUUACCUGGUUCAUAUAGUUUGCAUCCUGUGGUUUAAUUUGAGCAGAAUGGGGAAGCAAAACUGGAAAAAAAAAAAUAUUUAUGUUAAACCAACAAUAAAAUAUUUGCCAUACCA
Molecule: messenger RNA, 1903 nt
Organism: Scatophagus argus
Lineage: Eukaryota; Metazoa; Chordata; Actinopteri; Scatophagidae
Exons: 5
Coding region: 102-1064 (320 amino acids)
Source: RefSeq, a predicted model, not a curated record